Molecule: messenger RNA, 3497 nt
Organism: Labrus mixtus (cuckoo wrasse)
Lineage: Eukaryota; Metazoa; Chordata; Actinopteri; Labriformes; Labridae
Gene: ptpn3
Product: protein tyrosine phosphatase non-receptor type 3
Exons: 27
Coding region: 299-2920 (873 amino acids)
Biological process (GO): protein dephosphorylation
Cellular component (GO): cytoplasm; cytoskeleton; cytoplasmic side of plasma membrane
Molecular function (GO): protein tyrosine phosphatase activity; protein binding
Source: RefSeq, a predicted model, not a curated record
GGCCCUUUCGCCGCGCGGAGUCAGCGCAGCCAGGGAUGAGAAACUUGUCCCGGAUAUUUACCUAACUAUACCUGGCCCUUCCGACGCGCCCCGUCCCGAGGUUUUCACAGCGGACACUUUGAGGAAUAUGAACCGUCUCUGAAGAGGGAACACUGAGAAAACAGUGUGCGAGACCAGCCAAUCUGGAUUCAUAAAUAUCUACCUGGAAGCCAAGACAGGACACAUGUCCCCUCUCAGUGACGAUCUGAGGGCAGGGUGUUUGUCUUGAGAGGGAGGCAGAGUUACCGUGGUAACAGACAUGCCAAAACCGGACCUGCUCUGCCUAGUUCAGCUGCUGGACGGCACAAUCGAGACCUUCAGAGUCAGCAAGCAGGAUGAAGGUGUGGUUCUGUUGGACCAAGUAUGCAACCACCUGGGCCUGCAAGAGAGGCAGCUCUUCAGUUUGCAGAUCAGAGAAUCAAGCACAGCCAUCGCCUCAAUCGCAGCCAACACACACUCUCCGAGAUGGUUGGAGCCUGAGAAACCCUUGAAGAAGCAGAUAAAAGGUCUUGCUUCUCCCUUUUAUCUGAACUUCAGAGUAAGAUUCUUCAUCUCUGAUCCCAACUCUCUGCAGCAUGAACAGACAAGACACCUCUACUUCCUCCAGAUCAGGAGUGACAUUAAAGAAGGGCGGUUGCAGUGUCCUCUGAGUGCAGCUGUAGUGUUGGCCUCUUACGCUGUCCAAUCUGAGAUGGGGGAUCACUGUCCGUCCCGCCUUCCCGGUUACCUCUCAAAGGGCUUCUUCAUUCCUGAACAGGAUGAAGACUUCUUCUCUAAAGUAGAAGACCUGCAUCCUCAACACAAGGGGCUGAAGCAGAGUGAGGCAGAGCUGUGUUUCCUCAACACGGCACGGACGCUGGAGUUGUAUGGAGUGGAGCUGCAUGCUGCCAUGGACUCUAACAACACCCCUCUGAUGGUGGGUCUGACCUCCAGCGGUGUUGCAGUAUUCUGUAAUAUGAUUUGCUCCAGUUUCUUCCCCUGGGGGAAUAUCAUCAAGAUUUCAUUCAAGAGAAAACGCUUCGUUAUACACCUUAAACGCAAACAUGGGGAGACCCAGGAUUGUGAGGUGUCCCUCAUUUUGCCCUGUCCCAAGACCUGUAAGAACCUGUGGAGGUCCUGUGUGGAUCACCACUCCUCCUUCUGCUCCAACCGGACCGCGUGGAGCCCCAAAAACAACAACAACAGCACAGUGCAGUCCUACAGAAAGCUGAUCACACAACACCUAGGCCUCAGCAACAGUAAGACUGAGAGUGGUCCAGUCUGCCACAGAGUGGUGGGAGGGAUGGUGUGGAACCCAGUGAUGCGGAGGUCAAUUUCAUCAGAAUAUCUCGAAACCAAAAGUCUGCCUUCUAGAUCGCCCCCAUCCACCCCAAACUGGAGAAGUCCUCGAAUUCGCCACGGCAUCCGCAAGCCUCGGCCAUCCUCAGUUGAAUUGACCAAUGACUUGAAAGAUAUGUCGGAGGGGGAGGACGUCUUCUACACAUACAGGGCGUCUGUGACCAGCAGCAAGGACAGUGAAGGAGACUUCUCACCACACUACCUUCCUGGCACUAACAAUCAUGGAACAGACGAGGCUGUGUUGCAGACUGACGACAGUAUAGGAGAGGAGGAUGGUGACCACAGCUUAGAAAUUUACAACAAGGGUGCCCCGGGCGACGGUGACUUGAUGCUAAUAUGUAUUAACCCUGAUCACGAGGGCAAGUUUGGCUUCAAUGUAAAAGGUGGGGUGGAUCAGAAGAUGCCAUUAUCCAUAUCCCACGUUAAACCUGACUCUCCGGCAGGUCGAUGUGAGCCCAAACUCCUGGAGGGAGACCUUGUGGUACUCAUCAACGGUCGAGACAUUUCUGAACACACACACGACCAGGUUGUCAUGUUCAUACGCGCCAGCAGAGAGUCGCAUUCCAGAGAGCUGGCCCUGCUUAUCAGACGUAAAGGACCUGGCCGGGUGGCGCCUUCGCUACAGUUGCCUCCUGCUCUCACGCUUAGUGGCGAAUCACAGGGAGACAAGUCGCUGUCCUCUAGCCAGUCGGAGCGGGUCACUACAGUGGAGGAAUCCAUGAAACAGCUAGAGAGAGGCAUACAGUCAGGCACACUGUGUUUCCACUUUGAGAAUUUAUACAGGAGAAAGCCUGGUCUGUCUAUAAGCUGCGCCCGGCUGCCUGAGAACAUGGAUAAGAAUCGUUAUAAGGAUGUUUUACCCUACGAUGCCACCAGAGUGGUGCUGAAGGGCCAGGAGGACUACAUCAAUGCCAGCCACAUCACGAUGGCGCCCCCGGUGUCUGGUGUGUGUUUACGUUAUGUUGCAGCUCAGGGUCCGUUACCACAGACCUGCACUCACUUUUGGCAGACUGUUUGGGAGCAGCAGACACAUACCAUCAUCAUGCUAACAACUCUGACAGAGAGAGGACGGACGAAGUGCCACCAGUACUGGCCACAUCCGCCGGAAGUGAGGGAUUAUGGGCACAUGCGGGUGAAGUGUCACUCAGAGGAGUGCAACCUGGCGUACGUGACGCGACAGUUCACUCUGACACACACACAGCUGGAUGAGGAACGUGCAGUCACACACCUGCAGUAUGUCGCGUGGCCAGACCACGGCGUACCCGAUGACCCUUCAGAUUUCCUGCUGUUCAUCAGCUCAGUGAGGGAGAGGAGGAAAAGUGAAGAACCACUAAUGGUACACUGCAGCGCUGGAAUAGGUAGAACAGGUGUUCUUAUCACCAUGGAAACGGCACUGCGUCUGUUGGACGAGGGUCGGCCAGUGUUUCCGCUGGACAUCGUCAAAACACUGAGAGACCAGCGAGCCAUGAUGGUUCAGACCACGUGUCAGUUCCAGUUUGUGUGUGAGGCUGUUCUCCGAGUCUACAAAGAGAAACAGGACUGACCUACAGUGCCAUAACCCAAGUCAGCACCAGGACCAGAACAGACUCACGCACCGUUUCUGCCUCAUGUCAUUUCCGGUAACCUCCGCAGAGGGACUGCCAAAUAUUAACCUCUGUCAACACCUGUGGGACUCUCGGAAAGACUGGAUAAUGAGAGUAUAACUAGCUUUAGAGCAUAGCAGUCUGUGAUCUGUGUAGCCUAGAUUCAACGUGAGAGUAUGAAUCUCACACCCAGUUGGCCUUUGUUUUAAACGAUGCUUGUAGAGGCUGCAGUCUCCAUAGAGACUGAUGUGAGAUGGAUGUGAGCUGCUAAUUUCUGUCCACGAGGCCACAGGUAUAUAGUCUCUGCGUAACAAGCUAUGUGGGCCAUGCCACUUCCAGAAACAGGGCAGCAGAGGCAGAAGGCCAGGAUUGUUAUAAUCUCCGGUCUAUCUUUGCGUCAAAAGACGACGAGCAAGGCAGGCUUUAUUUUCUCUACAGAUACUUUAAGGUUUGUGGUGGUGCAGCCAGAGAAGCAUCAAAUGCUCUUUCAAACCCUCUUAAAUUAUUAAGACACUAAAUAAACACACUGAUUUAUAA